UACACCUUGUGCAACCGGUCUUUUUUUUUCGUACACAGAACAAAUACAAAAACUCUUUCGCAAUUCCUGGCCGCAAGGCCGCUGCACACCCCAGAAGAGCAAAAAUAAUUUCCCUAGCCCAUCGAUCGCCUGCCCAUCAUGCAGUACGUCAGGAAUCUGAGCGAUUCGGUCUCCACGGCAUGGAACUCGAUCAACCCGGCCACCCUUAGCGGGGCCAUCGAUGUGAUCGUUGUUGAACAGGAGGACGGCAGCCUGUCAUGUUCUCCUUUCCAUGUGCGCUUCGGCAAGUUCUCGCUACUGCGCCCGUACGAGAAGAAGGUCGAGUUCAAGGUCAAUGGCGUCAAGCAGCCCUACUCGAUGAAGCUCGGCGAGGGCGGGGAGGCCUUCUUCGUAUUCGAAACUAGUGACACCAUCCCCAAGAGCUUGCAAACGUCGCCAUUGGUGUCGCCCGCCUCUAGCCCCCCACUAGGAGCUCUGCAAAACGGUCAGCCGCCGCUGCAAGAACCCGAAUCCCUCGAUCUCAACGACCCUAUCGGAAAGGCGCGCUCGGCGAGCUUCACCCGGCCGCCACCUACAGUCCUUCACUCGAUCGGGCGAGAUGGGCUUCUCACGCCGAGAUCAACCUCUCCGGAACUUUCUAGGGGAGUUCCGUCCUCCACCGACGGUUCACCCCAGCGACCGCACAGCGAAGAGAUUCUACCGCGAGCAGGGCGGAAGCUGUCCAGCGACCAAGGUUCGAGCGAAGACGAAGAUCCGUUGUACCUAGAUCGGUCCAACAGCCCGCCACCCUUGGCCCCGGCCGAGGCUCGACAGCGCGCCAUCAACCUCUCCAGGGAACUGGCCGCCGUCAACAUCCCGAGCCACGUCACGGAAACGGGUGACCUGAUGCUGGAUAUGACGGGGUACAGGAACAACGACGAGGACGCUAUCCGGGCCGAGAUCCUUGCGCGCAAGGUCCUAUCGGAAGAGCUUGACGGUAACUACGAUAUCGGGGCUCUCUUUGGCGUUGACGAGCGUGGGAACCUGUGGAUCUACAGCAGCGAGGAGGCGAAGAGUGCUGCGAUGCAGAGAGCUAUGGAAUCGUCAUUACGCGGCCCACCUGGCCUAGCCAUUGACGCUGCGUCCGACCCGGGUUACCAGAGCGACAGCAGCGACGCGACAGCAUCCCCGACUACCUCGAGUCACAGGAGGGCCGAGUCCGACCUCGGUCAGAUGACUCUCCAGACGCCUCCCAGCUCACCGGGCACCCCGGCCGCCGGCGACCCUAACAGGAACUACGCCAAGACCCUGCGGUUGACUAGUGACCAGCUGAAGGCCCUCGACUUGCAGCCGGGGGAGAACUCGAUGAGCUUCACAGUGAACCGGGCGACUUGCCAGGCCUACAUGUAUCUGUGGAAACACGAAACCCCGGUGGUGAUCUCGGAUAUUGACGGGACUAUUACCAAGUCGGACGCACUCGGCCACGUGCUGAACAUGAUUGGACGGGACUGGACACAUGCAGGUGUCGCGAAGCUGUAUAACGACAUCGUGUCCAAUGGUUACAACAUCAUGUACCUCACUAGUCGGUCCGUUGGACAAGCGGACAGCACGAGGACAUACCUCGCUGGGAUCACCCAAGACGGGUUCCGCCUCCCAAGGGGCCCCACCAUCCUGUCGCCGGACCGGACCAUGGCCGCUCUACGCCGCGAGAUCUACUUGCGCAAGCCGCACAUUUUCAAGAUGUCCACGCUGCGUGACAUCCGCAGCCUGUACGGCCCGGACCGGACGCCCUUCUACGCCGGUUUCGGCAACCGGUUCACGGACCAGAUCUCAUACCGCACCGUGGACGUGCCGCGCACCCGUAUCUUCACCAUCAACUCCAACGCCGAGGUGUCGCUAGACCUGCUGAGCCUCAACCGCAUGAAGCUCAGCUACGUCAACAUGAGCGAGGUCGUCGACCACUACUUCCCGCCCGUCGGCACCCUCGUCAAGGGCGGCGGCGAGGAGUACACCGACUUCCGCUACUGGCGCGACACCCCGCUCGAGCUGGACGAGUUCUCCGGCAGUGACACUGAGGGCGAGGGUGACGAAGACGCCGGCGACGUCCACGACGACGAGUAUGUCGAGGACGAGGAUGAGGAGGUCGGCGAGGGCCUGGGGGAUAGCUAUCUCUCGCGGAACUCGAUGGACGACUACGGCGAGGGGAGCAUCUAUGAUGAGGAGCGGAUGAUGGGCUCCAUGAUGGAGGAUGAGUACGCCGACGACGAGGACGGCGAGUACGAGGAGGGCGACGAAGAGGUGGUUGAUGAGGUGGUUGGCGAGGCUGAAGACCGGCUGCCGACUCCGGUCGGUAACCGCACGUCGGCGGAUGGCGUGCAUGAUGUUGACGCUGAGUUGAUCACGGGUGUCAAAAACUUGAGGAUGGAUAAGAAGUAAACUAGUCGGAUAUUCGUUGUGUGGGACGGGGUAUCUUCGGGGGUGCAUCCAAAGUUUGGAGACGGAGUUGGCGCUUAUUGUGGGCAUUCUAUGAGGCCAUAGACCGUAGACUGUUUGGGAGGAUGUUUCUUCCGCAUAUUGCAUAGCGCGGCGUAAGGCGGGAGUUUUGACUUCAUAGCAUUAGAGAUGCAUAUUCAUGGCUAUUUCUGGGUACUCCGAGUGCAG
This is a messenger RNA of Chaetomium fimeti, 2640 nucleotides long. Its product is annotated as Lipin/Ned1/Smp2-domain-containing protein. The transcript is spliced from 2 exons. The record is from RefSeq and is a predicted model, not a curated record. The coding region runs from base 139 to 2415 and encodes 758 amino acids. Gene Ontology annotation, cellular component: nucleus. NCBI's taxonomy places the organism in Eukaryota, Fungi, Ascomycota, Sordariomycetes, Sordariales, Chaetomiaceae. Gene Ontology annotation, molecular function: phosphatidate phosphatase activity. Gene Ontology annotation, biological process: triglyceride biosynthetic process; fatty acid catabolic process.